AUGUCUGCCACACCCACACCUGCAGGUGAAGGAGCCAGAAGGGAUGAACUUUUUGGGAUUCUUCAAAUACUCCAUCAGUGUUUCCUGUCCCCAGGUGAUGCUUUUGUUUUCACUGGCGUCUGUUGUUCCUCGAGGCAAAAUGGCAAGCCACUGUAUUCACAAAAGGAAGAUAAGGAAGUACAAACUAGAUACAUGAAUGCUCAAAUUGAAAUUAUUCCAUGCAAGAUCUGUGGAGACAAAUCAUCAGGAAUCCAUUAUGGUGUCAUUACAUGUGAAGGCUGCAAGGGCUUUUUCAGGAGAAGUCAGCAAAGCAAUGCCACCUACUCCUGUCCUCGUCAGAAGAACUGUUUGAUUGAUCGAACCAGUAGAAACCGCUGCCAACACUGUCGAUUACAGAAAUGCCUUGCCGUGGGGAUGUCUCGAGAUGCUGUAAAAUUUGGCCGAAUGUCAAAAAAGCAGAGAGACAGCUUGUAUGCAGAAGUGCAGAAACACCGGAUGCAGCAGCAGCAGCGCGACCACCAGCAGCAGCCUGGAGAGGCCGAGCCGCUGACGCCCACCUACAACAUCUCGGCCAACGGGCUGACGGAACUUCACGACGACCUCAGUAACUACAUUGACGGGCACACCCCUGAGGGGAGUAAGGCAGACUCCGCCGUCAGCAGCUUCUACCUGGACAUACAGCCUUCCCCAGACCAGUCAGGUCUUGAUAUCAAUGGAAUCAAACCAGAACCAAUAUGUGACUACACACCAGCAUCAGGCUUCUUUCCCUACUGUUCGUUCACCAACGGCGAGACUUCCCCAACUGUGUCCAUGGCAGAAUUAGAACACCUUGCACAGAAUAUAUCUAAAUCUCAUCUGGAAACCUGCCAAUACUUGAGAGAAGAGCUCCAGCAGAUAACGUGGCAGACCUUUUUGCAGGAAGAAAUUGAGAAUUAUCAAAACAAGCAGCGGGAGGUGAUGUGGCAAUUGUGUGCCAUCAAAAUUACAGAAGCUAUACAGUAUGUGGUGGAGUUUGCCAAACGCAUUGAUGGAUUUAUGGAACUGUGUCAAAAUGAUCAAAUUGUGCUUCUAAAAGCAGGUUCUCUAGAGGUGGUGUUUAUCAGAAUGUGCCGUGCCUUUGACUCUCAGAACAACACCGUGUACUUUGAUGGGAAGUAUGCCAGCCCCGACAUCUUCAAAUCCUUAGGUUGUGAAGACUUUAUUAGCUUUGUGUUUGAAUUUGGAAAGAGUUUAUGUUCUAUGCACCUGACUGAAGAUGAAAUUGCAUUAUUUUCUGCGUUCGUACUGAUGUCAGCAGAUCGCUCAUGGCUGCAAGAAAAGGUAAAAAUUGAAAAACUGCAACAGAAAAUUCAGCUAGCUCUUCAACACGUCCUACAGAAGAAUCACCGAGAAGAUGGAAUACUAACAAAGUUAAUAUGCAAGGUGUCUACAUUAAGAGCCUUAUGUGGACGACAUACAGAAAAGCUAAUGGCAUUUAAAGCAAUAUACCCAGACAUUGUGCGACUUCAUUUUCCUCCAUUAUACAAGGAGUUGUUCACUUCAGAAUUUGAGCCAGCAAUGCAAAUUGAUGGGUAAAUGUUAUCACCUAAGCACUUCUAGAAUGUCUGAAGUACAAACAUGAAAAACAAACAAAAAAAUUAACCGAGACACUUUAUAUGGCCCUGCACAGACCUGGAGCGCCACACACUGCACAUCUUUUGGUGAUCGGGGUCAGGCAAAGGAGGGGAAACAAUGAAAACAAAUAAAAGUUGAACUUGUUUUUCUCAUGCAUAUGAUUUCCAUUAUGCCUACAGAUAUGGACCCUUUUUCUGUCUUGACUUCUUGAUCGUUGACCUCUGUUUACAACAGAAGGAGGGUACUAAAGUUGGAGGAUUUCCUUUUCUUGUAGCUCACUGCCCACAGACUUUCUACAGAGUCAGCAAUCUGUCAGUAACAACAGAGAGUCCAGCAAUAAUCGGUGACUGGUGUGCAUAGCGGAGGUUGCGGCAUUACUUUGCACAACUGGUUCUUUGUUUCAUGAAGGAAGUUUUUAUUUUUUCACCGAUUAUUGCCAGUCCGCAGGAUGGCAUGAAAAGGGUCCAUAGUAGUAGCAACAAUAGCAUUAUAAUAUAUUACAGGGUAAAUGGGCAUGAAGACUAUAUAUAGCUAAAAGAGAUAUUGUUUAUAUAUUGUUUUAAGUAAUAUAAAAUGUAGUUACUGGUGUAGCUUUUCCUGUUGAAUUGAUAAGGCACUUUCAUUUUGCACCUUUUUCUUUAAAUUAAAUGCUAGCGUGUUCACUGUCGUGUCGCAUGUGCACCAGAAACACAAGUUUAACUGAGAAGGCUUGGAAGGUACGUCGGGAGGUAUUUAUGCUGCUGUUUACAAAAUUACUUUUAAAAGACUGGCUGGUCAUAUCUAGAAAUCACCACGUUGGAUUUUUUUUUUUUAACAUGUGAAUUUGGAAUGAGAAACGGAACUCUCCCUAAAUUAUACUUUGCUUUUUGGUAAGUUUAAGGAUAGAUGUGUUUAUGCUUCAUACAAAGUUGAAUGAUUGAUUGGCACGGUGGACGUAUACCAUCAUGCUCUUUUUUUGUUUUGUUUUGUUUUGUUUUUAAAGCUUUUUAAAAUGCCACCUCAUGGAGGCAAGGGAGGGGAAGCUCAUUUUACACAAUUCGGUAGUUAAAUAUGGACUCGGUCUCAACUUGGAAUUCUUAUGCUUUGAGAACAAAUCAAUAACCAGAAUAUUUAUUGGAAUCUAGCUUUUAUUAUAAGAAGGACCCAAAGAUUAUAUCUCGAGCAAACGCACACUCCCCAUGUGAGGACAUGAAGCAUUUACUCUGUGAAUGUUUAAAUGUUCUUGGUAUAAUCUAGGAACCCUAUGAGUUUAUCUCAAAGUGAACUGAUUCUAGAUUUGUUGUCAAUAGAUGCUAUAUGUUGCUCUUCAUAUUUGAAAAACGAUGGAUAGGAGGGUGAGGGAAGCAUACAACGUUGAACCAGUUUCUCUUAUUUAAAUAUUAAAUACUUUAAGCCUUUAAAGUGAAGUUGAUGCUAGCUGCAAACAUUUACUCUUGUAUUUAUCUUCACUAGGAAACUGUGGACUGUAAUUUAUUUUAUUAAAUAUUUAGAAGAUUAUUUGGCUUGUGUGUUCAGGUGAGAAAUACUGAGUUGUUUUUGUUUAAUUUCAUGGUUUUUUUUUUUUUUUAUAUAAUCCCUAGUAGGGGAAGGGGAAAGGAACAGCCUGAAAACAGGUGUGCAUAUUUUAAAAACAAGUGACCUUUUGGGAAUGUAGGCAUUUAGACGAUGAUUUUAGUCGCACUAGGGGUGGGAUUCAAACUACUGGUCAAAGACCAUUUUGUACAGAAAAGGGAACAUCUCCGAUGGGUGUUAAGGUAGGAGUUUCCACACAGCCCUUUAUGUCUGAGAAAUAGUCUCCUCUGCCAUUGGGGUCCCUGUGGAAUCUUCUACAGGAACUGCAGCUCUUCACGUCAUGCUGGGUUACCAGCAUGGGCUUCCCAGAGCACUUCACUCUGUUUCUAACUCCACUGACUUUUCUGACUUGUUUCCUGAGGGACUUGGAAAAGGGGAAGGUAUUAUUCACACAGAUGUGUGUAUGAAGCCUAAAUAACAUCCAACUUUUUUUUCAAAAACAUAGUAAGAGUUUAACCAUAAAUAGAAGAUAAGAGUAAUAUUCCUUUAAAUUUCUUACAGGCAUGUAAAAUUUUAUGUGUUUAUAGAGAGAUGCUAACUGUCAGCAUAUAGUAUUUAUAUUGGGGCAAGAAGGGUUAAAUCAAAUCUUUAAUUUAAGUAAGCAUAGUUCCUUUAAAGAUCAAUAGUAUUUAUACUCUGAAAAGAGUACCAAGCUUAGUUCAGUUAUUUAUUCAUCCAUUUUUUUUUCUAUUAUUUCUCCUUUGAGGGGAAAUGGUGUUUUGUUUUUGUUUGAGUUUUGUUUUUUUGGUUUUUUGGUUUUGGUUUUGUUUUGUUGUCAUUCAGAUUCACUAAAUUUGGGGAUGGUUUUAUUAAAGUAUAUUAACUUCUUUUUAACCAAAGCUUUCUGAAUAUGACCAGCCUCAGGUGCUAGCGCAUUAAAGAGCAACUAAACCUAAUUCCAGUGUCCAUUUGUGAAAUAAUAAAAGCUAAUUAAAUUUCUCUAAGGGUGAGAGAGAACAUAAUGUUGAACUUAAAAGAAAUUCCUUUUCCCAGAAAGGAUUCUGCAUGUAGCUACAAACAAACAAACUCAUGCUCUAACCUCAGUAAUAGUCAUGCCAUGGUGACAUUGCUUUUAUGGUAAACCAAGAUAGGUAAUAUGAUGCUUCUUCCUAGGUGUUUCUGAAAGGAAAGCAGGGGUGGAGCUUAAGAGCCAAGUCCACUGAUUGACAUAGUGGAAUGGAAUAGUAGACAGAGACAUGCUCCGUGAAACAAGAAAACAACUGACCACUCUUUGGAUCGAAGUUGGGAUCUGAUGUUAAACAAUAAAUUCAGUUUAAAAAAAAAAUAUGGAGCUCAGAAAAGGAUGUGAAAAACUUUGUAUUUUCCUUUCUUCAUUAUUAUAAAAACACCUAUGUGACCUAUAAAAUACUUGGGUGAUAGCAGAACAAUUAUCCUAAAUAGUUCUUAUAAUUAAAGUUUCCUAAAUUUCAAUCUCCAAUAUUUUAAGGAUUAGAACCACAUCAGUGUCAGCCCCGCUGCUAUAAUGCCUUUAUACAAUUUUUUUUACAUAAGGCAAAUAAGGCUUUUGUACAAAGCCUGAAUACCUUCUGUUCCACUGGUGUCCAAAUGGUUAUUAUAUUGUGAAAAACCUGGCCUUGGUCACAAUGCAAACAAAAGUACAGAUGAAAGUGCUUUUUGGACAGUUUGCAAAUUGUGUUAAAGCUAUGGAUUUUUUUAAAAGUGUUCAGCAUCUUAAUUUGUAUUAAAGCUUUGGAUUUUUUUUUAAAGUCUUCAGCAUCCUAAUUCACCCUUUCUAACUUAAGAAAAACGUGACUUAAGACACUGCUUCUAAGUUUGGUUGUUCUUUAUAGUGUGGAUACCCAGUUAUCUGUGAGCAUAUGGGGGUGGGCUGAGAGUCAGGUGAGGAAGGAGUGUGUGUGUGUGUGUGUGUGUGUGUGUGUGUGUGUGUGUGUGUGAGAUUUGCAUGUGUAUGAUGUGUGUGCGUCGGACCGCUUCUAGGCUACUAAGUGUCAAUGGAAAAGAAAAUGUAUUCAAAAUACUUAAAUCAAAACUAGAAGAUGGGGAAAAAAAAAGAUUUAUUCUAUACAAAGCCUUGUCUGGACCACUUUAGAGAGACUUCUAUUUUUUUAACCCUUCUAUAAAUAUUUGAUGGCACUUGAAAUAUUCCUGCAAUAAAAUGUGAUUUGUGUAAAGAAAAAAAGAUUUUGUAAUGUGAAACAAAGAAAGAAAGUAAUGUAAUUUUCUAAAAAAAAAAAUACAAACAAACAAACUUUGUAUUAUUUUCUUGAUGGAAUUUGUCUAUCUGUCUUUGGAAAACUUUUUAUUUCAUUGAAUGUGCCAUAGUAGAAAUGUGUGUUUUUAGUUUUAGACUAAGGAAUAGCUAGCUGUUGUGUUCCGACAUUCCAAAAUGCAAAACCUAGUAGUAUCUUUCAUGAAAAGGUUUAAGUAGUAUGUAAGCUUUUCUCAUUGUUGCUUUUUUGCACAUGUUCUUCAUUCCUCUCUAGUGCAAUAUGUACAUAGAGCACUUGCGGGUGUACCUUGAUCCCUCAGGGAAAAAUACAUAUUUGUACAGUUUUUUGGGGUUUUUGUUUUUUGGGUUUUUUUUUGUUUUGUUUUGCCUUUUGUUUUUGGCUAAGGAAUGUCGAUCGAAUCACUUCUUAUUGUUGAGGGGCAGCCAGAUAAUAAUCCUAAAGCCACUGUUUCAAACAUUGAUUGUUUAAAUCAUAUGUCCUUCCAAUGCUAUUAUUUUAAGAUAAUAAUAAAAAGUUAUUUUCUGACAGUUCUUUGUGCUGAUUGGUGAAAAACAAGGGUAAAUAAGCACCUUAUAAUUGACUUACUGUGAAUGACAAUCCAUCUUGAUAUCAACGAUAGAAGCCCUAUCAUUUUGGAGUUGGGGUUAAGAGUCAGAAACAAUGUGCUCAGGGAUCUCCUAAAACUCUUAAAACAGGGUGGCCAGUACUACUGGGACAAAUUGUGUUUUUUAUUAUUAAUAAUAAUGAUAAUAAUACUAUCCCUCCAAGGCACAAGUGAACUAUAUAGAACUGAGUGUAUGUAAACUCUUUACUCUCGUCUCAUUUUGUUGAGUUCAGAACUUGAUGUGCUCUUCAGUCUUGUGUUUCAAAACACUGAAUAACUUCCAAAGCAAAGUUAUGCCAGUGUGUUCAAAAGAUAAAUUAAUAGAUAAUGUACCAGCAAAGAGCAUCAUUCAAAGUAUAGUCCUUGCAUAUUCCAGUUACCAUUUCUCUAAUAAUUAAAAUAUUCAUGAUAAAUAUAUAUAUAGCAUCAUAUGUUAAAAUCUAUUUCAAAUUCUACAUAUUAAGGAUGAAAAUUUUUAAAACCAGUAAUAAGAGGAGAGACCUGCCUAUCAGUAUAGUGAUAUAGGUAAAAGAUAAACUACAAAAUACCAGCAAUUAACUAUUGUUUUCAUGUGUUCUCCUCUAGAAGCAAACCAAAAAUUCCUUCAUGGAAAACAAUUCUUACUUCUACAUGUGUAGUUUAUAUCUGAUGCAUUACAAGAGCUAAUGUUUAAAGACAAAACAAAACCUGCCUGUAUGACAGCAGCACCUCGAGCCAACAUUUAGUGUUACAUGUUAUAUUUUUUUGUUAUCAUAUUCCACAUAUUACUUUCCAUAAAGUCAAAGAAGUUCAAUGUAAUUGUUGGCUCUGAUUCUUCCAUCUUGGGAUACACAUUCACAAGAAGAUUUAUAUAUUUUCUUACUAUGACAGAGGAACGUAAUCUGGGAAAACUUCCCAUGUCUAUAAGAUGAAAAGGAUACCUUUACCAUGUUGUUUUUGAUAAUAAAGAAUAUGGAAACCAGUAGAAAUCUCUCCUCUCUGUGUGUAUUUGUAUAUGUGUGUAUACACACACACGUUAUUGACAUUUUUACAUGUGAUUGCCUCUUCUUAUAAAGUUAUGAUAUAGAACCCCAUGAAAACAACUUCAUAUUAUAGAUCAAGUAAUGUGCCCAGAAAUGCAAUUGCAACAGUAAAUCUUGAUCUAUUGGUAAUAGUCUAUGAUACAGGUCUUCUAUUCUGUACCUAAAUAUAAUAUUAGUAAAGAGGUUCAAUCAGAUUUUAUUAUAGAGACCUUCCUCUUGCUAUUUAUUUUUAAGAGAUGAGAAGACUGACUAACAAUGUCUCCACAGUGCAAUUGGUUUCACUUCUGGAUCUGUCUGUCUGUCUGUGUAGGUGAGAUCAGUGUUGUCAGGCUCUCAGAAUAAUUUUUAAAAGAAUCCAGAAGCCUGACUUCAUACCAAGUAGCCAUCCUAGAUGGGCAGGGGGGAUCUCCAUGUUCAACCAAACCCUCAGAACUUAGAGCAAUAAAUACAUUCAGUCAUUUAUGUAUAAAUGAAUGACAGAAUAUUCAAUCCAAAUAGAAACAACCUUUUUUCAGUGAUGCAACAUAACAUGGAGUCUUAUAUUGAGAAAGUGAAUAUGAAUAUUUUAAAUAGAUGCCUAGAAAAUCUGUGUUUGCUGUUUACAUUUAGUGUACUUUGCCACAUUAGCAGUACCACACUUCUUUUUCUUUCAUCCUUCUAAGAACUAAUGAAAGAUAACUUGCUAUUAGCUUUGACAUGCUGCACAUGCCAUUAUGUUGUUCUCUAAGAACAACUAAAUUCUCUCCAGUGUUCAUGUGUGAUUCCUUUUUCAUCAUUAUUACUUUAAUGUGGAUGAAUACUAUUUCUAGGAACUUGUCACUGAACAGAUUGCAUAUGUAAAUGCAGAUAAUUCUUCAGCAAUAUAGUGAAAAUGAUUUCACAAAAAAAAAAAAAAAAUCCAUAUGUACUGUAUACAUCUUCCUGAAUCCAAAAUUCUCUUGUUAUCCACACAGUCUGAAAUCUCAUAUUAAACAGUGGUAAAUUUUUAAACAUUAGGACAUUAGCUGGCUGCUUCUAUAAAUGUACCUGUACUGUCUGCCUGCUCCUUUUGUGGAGAUGUGUUUUUGUAUUGGAUGUUUGGGCCAAUGGGAGGCUUCAAGCUACAACAUAUUUUCCCAGUUUAAAUAAUAUUUAACAUAUGACAAACCCCAGACAAGGCUUUUAAUAUGUAUAAAGAACUGCAGUGUUAGGUGGUUUAUUUGCAAACCGUUUUCAAUGUUGUCCAUUUUUAUGGCACCUUUAACAAUAUUCUUGUUUCCAAAGUACAAAAAAAAUAGGUUAAAUAAUCUAGCCAUAACUGAAUGUCAAGCAAUAAAACAAAUGACUUUUGUGCAUAGACUUAAAAAAUACAAAUUUUAGACAUCUGCAUGUAAAUGCAAUCUCUUGUUUACUGCUUUCUUCAACUUGAGCAAUCGAUUCCUUAUUUACUAUUAACUUAAGAACUUGUAAUGGCCUGUAAACAUUUUCUCUCUUACUCUUCUUUCAAAUUUACCUGUCCCUGCUUUUGAGUCAUAAUAUUUAAUGUUGUUCUGCACAUCUCUAUACAGUUAACUUUUUGGCUUUCAUUCUGUAUAGAUAAGAAAAUGUUAUAUUAUAAACAGCCUACUCAGUGCAAAUAUUUAUCUGUUUAUCAAAUCCACAAUAUGCUGUAUAAUACCAGUUUUACUAUAUAAUCUAUUUUAGACAUAGCUGUUUAGAACUAGAGUGUGCUAUUUUUGUGUUUUUCUGAUGUGUGGUGCUAGACAAGUUACUUUUGUGAACAACAAAAAAUAUCCCUUUUACUCCUAGACAAUACCACCUUUGGGUCUUGUUAAUUUCACUGAGUAUAACUAUAUAUUUGUAUAUAUAUACAUAUAUAUAUAUAUAUCUACCUAUGCCCAACUGGCAGCUGUAUCAGAGUGCUGGAUUUGGGACAUGCUUUUCUCUUUAAAUACAUAAUAUCGUUAUAUAAAUUAUUCUAGAGUGUAUUUAAUUAGGAUAAAAUUACUUCCUUAGUAUGGAUAUUUGACAUCUAUAGGGUGAAUUUGUUUAUAAAUAUGGCUAUAUGGAAACUUAUUAGCAUUUACUUUAUGUUUGCUACUUGGCUUUAUAGCAUAUCUCCUAAGCUGAAAAAUAAUUUGCCAGGCCUUCAAGAUCCUAAAGAAACUUGUUUAAUGGAGUAAUAUACUUUUUUUUCUUAUUAAGGAAUUAUAUUAUGGGCACCUAACAGAGUUGUAUUCUUAGCUCCUAUUAUAGAUAAUAGGCAUUUAUAUAAAAUAUCCUAGAUGGCUUGAUGGCAGAAUAAACCUUUCCCCUCCUACCUGAGUCAUGAGAAGGAUGGAGACGUCCUCUGCCAGAACAUGGGCCAUAAAGCAAAUUCGACACGGGAUGUUCUGUUUCAAUAUAACCUCAACCAGUUCCAUGAACUGAGUGAAGGACCUUCAUUUUUAAAGUUAUUUAAUAAUGAGCUUAAUUAAGCCUUUCUACGCAUUCUCCCAAGAUCUAUUGGCAUUAUUACAAAGCAAAGUUUAUCAAAUAUCUAACUAAGGAUGUAGUUAACCUUAUUAAAUAUUGAUUAGAAUUGUUCUGUAAUAUUACUGAAUUUGUAAGAUCUUUAGCAAAGAUUUUUGAGCAAUUUAUAAAUGUAGAGCAAAUGUUUCUGUUUACUGCACUUUUUGUAAUUGAAGGUGAUAAAUUCUCAAGCCAUGAUUAUUGGCUUCCAUGCACUGCAUAUUUACCCACAAUUCUAGACAUUUUCCAUUUUUGUGGAAGAGUUGCUGUUACCUUAACUAUAAAUGCAAUUGUGUGGUUAAUGAGAGCUAAUGCUAGUAGUUAACCUUUUAAAGUGGAUUGGCUACAGUUGAGGGAGAAAUCUCUUUUAAUAUAAAUCACAUCAUUCCUUAACUGCCUCGCUUGGAAAGAGAUUGAAACCUUUUUUUUUUAAAGCACCAUUUAGCAUCCUAAGCUUCCUGAGGGUAGAGAUUGUAUGUAUCUCUUUGCGUCUGCACAAUGGCUAGCACAGGUCAGCAUUUGACAAUUGUUAAAUGAUAACAAGUGUGCCCCAAUUAAAACUUUCUUCCUGGGUUGUUUUGUGAAAUUUAUAAAGUAAGCCAAGCCUUAUGGUUAACAUUCUCUUCUACAACCAAGUAUUAAAGCCACAUUUAAAAAGACCACAUGAAAUGCUGAUUCUAAUUGUGUGUAGGUCUUGAGGAUGAAGCACACAAAUUUCACAAACCUCUGUGUGAGUAAACAAACUCAGCCUUCUGUAAAUAUACAUGCAAGUUUGGAAACAGUAAUACUGUACCUAUGAAUAUAUGGUCUGUUUUGUGUACAGUAUGUAAAAACUCCUUUUCUGCCACACUAAAAAUGCAAGCCAUUUAUGGGAAUCCUAAAACUAGUACUGAACUAAAACUUUGCUAAUGAUCUUUAUUAGAGGAUCAUCCAACUUUCCACUUACCUUGGGUUUUCUUUUCAAUUCACUCUUACAGUAGUCUGCUUAUUUCCAGCUGUUUAUUUUAUUGAGUCCUGAAUUUAAAAAAAAAAAAAUAUUUUGAUUCAUUUUGUAAAUACAAGCUGUACAAAAAAGAGAGAUUUAAUGUUGUCUUUUAAAUACUCCAAUUUUCAUUCUAAUAUGAAUGUUGUUAUAUUGUACUUAGAAACUGUACCUUUAAUAUUACAUUACCUUUAUUAAAAGUGCAUUGAACACAUCAAUUUUAGAUGUGCUUUAUGUACUGUUAUCCUAUAAUAAAACUUCAGCUUCUAAUGGAA
Mandrillus leucophaeus (drill) is the source of this 10772-nucleotide messenger RNA. It is a transcript of the gene RORA, whose product is annotated as RAR-related orphan receptor A. Gene Ontology annotation, biological process: negative regulation of inflammatory response; regulation of transcription by RNA polymerase II. Gene Ontology annotation, cellular component: nucleus. The coding region runs from base 1 to 1575 and encodes 524 amino acids. The record is from RefSeq and is a predicted model, not a curated record. Gene Ontology annotation, molecular function: RNA polymerase II cis-regulatory region sequence-specific DNA binding; nuclear receptor activity; zinc ion binding. The transcript is spliced from 12 exons. Lineage: Eukaryota; Metazoa; Chordata; Mammalia; Primates; Cercopithecidae.